Molecule: messenger RNA, 1174 nt
Organism: Aphis gossypii (cotton aphid)
Lineage: Eukaryota; Metazoa; Arthropoda; Insecta; Hemiptera; Aphididae
Exons: 4
Coding region: 117-935 (272 amino acids)
Biological process (GO): transcription elongation by RNA polymerase II
Cellular component (GO): nucleus
Molecular function (GO): transcription elongation factor activity
Source: RefSeq, a predicted model, not a curated record
UAUCUCGUGGAUAACGGACUGUUACAAAAACACAAACGGCCGCUUCAGCGACAUUCGUUAUUUAAUAUUUUUUCGCUCUUGUCGUUUAUCCGUUUUUAUCCGACCCGCUCGGCGCGAUGUUCGCCUCUAAAAUCCAUACUCAAAACGAGAACAAAGUGAACUUCAAGAAGAAAACGUACGCGGAACUACAGGAACUGUACGAACGACAACGCAAGAUCCUCAGUAACAAACGGUUCGUCGACGGAUUGCCUGACAAAGGCGAGAAACUGAAACAGUUUGUUGCUCAACUGGACGCAGAACUGAACGUUCGUGACGAUCACAAAAAGCUAUGCGCUGACAUGUUGGCGUUGAAAAUUGGCAAAGAUCAAUUGGAUACCUUCGAGUGGACCAGUAAACACGUCGCGGUGAUACACAAGAAUAGCCAGCCAGAUGUCGUAGACGAUGAUGAAGAUGUGUUGAAAAUGUUUGCUUCGCAUUCGGGGGUUAAUCAAGAUAAAAUAAUCAUAGAAGAGAAAGCAGAAGAAACAUUGAUCAAACCAUCAGAUUUAAUCAAGGAAGAUCCUAUCAAAGACAAACAGCAAGAUUACGAUUCCAUUGAGUUCUCAGAAAAUAUGGAGAGAUAUGCUAAAAAUUUAUGUGGUCGUAUUGACACUCAUUUGUCAACAGAUAAAAAACAUUUUUUAUUAAAUAAACCGGCUGUACCAAACAAACAUAGUAUAGUUAAAGCAGCAGAUGUUAGCCUCAAGGAAUCUGUGAUGUUACAGGUCUCUUACGAUAGUAAAUUGAAGGAAUUAAAAGCUGAGAAUUUGAAACAAAGAUCAUUUCCAAAGUUUGACAUGAGUAGUUACCGAAAUACAAGUUUAUUCAACUUUGACAACAUUGAAGAUGAUAGUGAUGACGAUAAUGAUUUAUUAGAUAAUGACAGUGAUGGAUAAUUUAAAAUUUUUAGUUGCUGUUUCAAUUAUAUUUUGUUCCUUGUUAAUAAAUAAAAUGUAAAAAUAUGUAAAAAUUAAGAUAUAAUAUGUUUUCUAAUUUAAAAUAAAUAUUUUAUUUCUUUAUAAAUUUGUAUAAACAUUUUUUUAUUAAUAUUUUAAUACUAUUAUGAAAGUACAUGGUAAAGAACACAACCAACUAAAAAAUUACUUAAUGUUUGUUAUAAAUUAACAAUAGUAUU